This is a messenger RNA of Lepidothrix coronata (blue-crowned manakin), 705 nucleotides long. RefSeq names its product solute carrier organic anion transporter family member 2A1 (gene SLCO2A1). The annotation marks the transcript as partial. Gene Ontology annotation, molecular function: prostaglandin transmembrane transporter activity. Gene Ontology annotation, biological process: sodium-independent organic anion transport; prostaglandin transport; transmembrane transport. NCBI's taxonomy places the organism in Eukaryota, Metazoa, Chordata, Aves, Passeriformes, Pipridae. Gene Ontology annotation, cellular component: membrane. The record is from RefSeq and is a predicted model, not a curated record. The transcript has 3 exons.
ACACCGUCCCACAGCCCCAACCGCGCGGGGGUCACCGAGCCCUCGCUCCCACCUGCUCCCCGCGCUCUGCCCUUCGCUUCCUGCGGCUUUAAAGUUCCCUCGGUGCACAAAGCAAAAGAGGGAGGAGAAAGAGAAAGCGUUUCAUCAUCGCUCCCCGGAGCCGACUUAUAAAAACUUGGCGCUCACGCUGCCUGGCUCACUCACAGCCUCGGAAGGUUUUCGGCACAGACCGUGCGGGCAGCGGGGACAAGCCGGACAGGGACGGGAGCCCAAGCUCAGCCCAGCUACUGGGGGCUCCCCGGGAAGCCAUCACGAUGGGAGUCCACCCCGAAGCUGGCAAAUCCCCAGCUGACAUCCCCAAAAGCUCCAGCACCUGCUCCCGGAGUAUCUUCUGCAACAUCAAAGUGUUUGUGCUGUGCCACGGGCUUCUCCAGCUCUCCCAGCUCCUCUACAGUGCCAACUUCAAGAGCAGCCUCACCACCAUCGAGAAGCGCUUUGGGCUCUCCAGUCUCUCUUCAGGUUUCAUCUCCAGCUUGCAUGAGAUCGGCAACGUGGUCCUCAUCAUCUUCGUCAGCUACUUUGGCAGCCGCGUGCACCGCCCGCGGGUGAUCGGCGUGGGGGGGCUGCUGCUGGCGCUGGGGGCCUUCCUGGUGACCCUGCCACACUUCCUCUCGGACCCCUACGAGUACACCACGCUCAGCAUCG